AUGUUAUCAAGGACACGAAUAUUAUUCUGCAAUUCCAAUAACUGGAAAUUUCUGCCGAAUCGAGAGCGAAUAGUCUACAAAAAUCGGAAAGAAGCGUUUUUUGAUUAUGCAAAAGUAUCUGGUGCAAAUAUUAUUUGGCAACUUGGUUUAGCAGUUCUUGUAUUGUAAGUUCAUUAUUUUUUUUUGUUUUCCAAUUCAUUUCCAUUCAUUUUAGAGAAUUUGGAUUCCCAACACCUGAUAUUGUAUAUGAUUUGAAGCGACUAAUAUCUCCCGAUUUCGAUUUGUUCUGUAAAACAAAUGAUUUAGUCGAUUUCCAAUUAGAUUUUGAAAAUAAAUUGAGAGCUGUUCAACGAGAAGAAGUUCGAAGUUAUGAACAAAGUAUAAAUGCUAAAUCACCUGAACAUAAAUUUGGUGGUAUAAUUUAG
Caenorhabditis angaria is the source of this 425-nucleotide messenger RNA. The record is from the annotation of a GenBank genome assembly. NCBI's taxonomy places the organism in Eukaryota, Metazoa, Nematoda, Chromadorea, Rhabditida, Rhabditidae.